GAAUGCAGGAGGAAAGAGCAAGGCUGUGGGCUCCGUGCGUUGUCCCCUACGAUCGGACGCGGGAGUGUUUUUCGGUGAUUAAAAAACGGGUGACGAGGGGAAAUUGAAUUUUUCGGGGGGAACUUUCGUCGAAAAAUUGUAGGUAUCGUUGAUUUGUUGGAGUGCGGGAAAAAAGAGGUAAAAGUGGCUAGUUCGAGGGUUCGCGGUGUAGCGCAUACCAAUGCCAUUGCGUCGAGGCAACGUGGAGGAAAAUAAAACGUACUGACCUUCAAGAAGAGCUUAAAACUACAGUCAUCAGCAUUAUGAUGACCAAACGAGUUGGAGUCAUAUGAAUACGUAUUUUCUUCGCUUUAUUCAAUCGUCCGUGAGAUGGGUUCCGAGGCUUGGGAGUUGGAGCGAAGGUAUUCCGUGCCCGGGGCUCUGGAUACACGAGGGUUGGAGCCACCGGCUAGUGAAGACCUUCAUGCAUGGUCGAUUUACAGGCAAAAUCUGAACUCAGACUUCACCGACUCUGCCCUGGGCUCCGCGGAGAAGUCCCCCCUGCCCUACGGGAACUUCCAGCUGCGGGAUUCCACUGUCCAGAGUAUCCUGAGGCACCCCCGGUACGGACCAAAGAGCCCCCUAGCCAGCAACUCGUACACCUACCUGAAGUUCGGUCUCCCCCGGGUCCUGCCGCCCUCGAGAGCCCGCGAUGGCUCCAGUGGCUACGACUCCAGUGAGGAAGGUCGAAGGGUCUCCCACAGCGGCCUCCACCAGCAGUCCUCAGCGAUGCGAUCAGCCAGGAGUGACCCAGACUUCAGGCAGGUUCACGGGACCCCUCGAGAGGCCCAGCAAACCCCCUCACAAUUACUCGUGAGAGAUAAUAAAAUGAGGAGUGCGAGUGAGGCGAAUCUCCUUCAUGCGUCGAGACCAAAUAGAAGGCACAGCAUCGCACCGAUGGACCCUGGGUAUGGGCAAGCAGUCCUGGAACAGCCCCAGGGGAUGGUGGGACCUGAGGGAGACUAUGGUCAGGGUCUGAGGAGGCUUGCUGUUCAGCAUCCUCACGUGCAAUUGAGAGGGGUCGAUAGCUCUGGGGACUCCCAGAGGACACCGUUGAGGGGCAUCACUCUGGAGGCUGGCGCCACCGAUGUCCUGGCCGUCAUGGCCACCACCGAGAGGGAGGGGACCACCAUUUUGGAGACCGUCGCGGGGAGGAGGAGAAUCAAGAGGGGAGAUAUCCUUAUGAAUGGGAGGAGUGUGUCCACUCGGACUUUGAGGUCGAGAGUUGCCUAUCUCCCUGCAGAGAGCAGUUUAAGCCCAGGUCUAACAGCUCAACAAGUAUUGAGCUUCUACAUGUGCCUGCGAGGGGGUUCCCAGACUUCAGAAAUGGAAACCGAAGCGAUCCUCCAAGAACUGGGCCUCGAGGCUACCAAGCACUGCCUCGUCAGCUCCCUCACGACUUCGGAAGCAAGAAGAUUGGCUCUGGCCUGUCGACUACUUCAAGAUGCUCAUGUCCUGGCCCUAGAUAGGCCGACACACGGGCUCGAUAUCUUCGAUGCGUUCUUCCUCGUCGAGUAUUUGAGGCAGUGGGCUGCGAGGGGAGAGAGAUUAGUCAUUUUGACUCUUCAUCCCCCGACGUACGAGAUCCUCACGAUGGUAUCGAGGGUCGCGCUGACUUCCGGUGGGAGAAUCAUGUUUACUGGGGCGAGGAGGGACAUGCUGCCUUAUUUCGCUCUAGCCGAGUUUCCUUGUCCGCCGUUCAAGAAUCCCUCGGAUUAUUAUCUUGAUUUAGUGACUCUGGACGACCUCUCAGCAGAAGCAAUGUUGGAAUCCUCCCAGCGAAUCGAUCAUUUAGCAGAACUUGCGAAGGCUCGUCUCCCACCUUUAUCAGAUCCAGGCCCUCCAGGCAAUCUACCUCCAGCUGUAUACGACGCCAAUAUUUUUGUACAAAUUUACGCCCUCCUCAUGAAGACACUAGUCUACAGCCAGCCCUGGGCCAUGACGAGGCUCCUCCAGAAGAUCCUCAUUGCUGCCUCUCUCAGCAUUAUCCUUGGGGCAGUGUUUUGGGACGUCGCUGGAGACACCAAUUUACAUCUGAGGGAUCGAGUCGGCUUUUAUUACGCCAGUUUGGGGAUUUUAUCCUGGCCGCUGGGGCUUUUGCAGAUAUUCGAUAUCACGAGGGCCAGACGCAAUGUCGAGAGGGACAUGAAAGACGGACUCUAUGGGCGGUUCAUUUACAUUAUCAUAGAGUUACUCUGCAGUUUUCCCUCUUGGUGUCUGAUCUACGCGAUCUACCUUGGCCCAGCGUUCGCCAUGUCAGGGCUGCACCUCGCAGUGGAUGAGAACCUGACAUCCCUCUGGUCGUACCUCUCCUACGGUCUCCUCUACCUGAUGCUGCAGCACUUCGUCUGCACAUUCUUCGCGCACGUCUGCAAAUGGAGUAGCCUGGCAGCAUUCCUCUCCGGCUUGGUAAUAGGCGAGAUAACCCUGGGGGGAGGGGUGACCCUCCACCUGGAGAACCUCCCCCUCUGGUACCAAAACCUCAGCCCAAUGGAGUGGACGCUAGCCUUCCUUCUACGACAAAUUCAUGGAUCAGCUGCACUCAACAAACUUGUGAAUUGCAAAGCGAAACAGGUGCAACGUGAGGACAUCAUCGUCCAGGCACCCUGCGAACCCCUCGAUGGGGAGUCAGUGCUUCGAGAAAUUGCUCUCGACUCGAUCGUCGAUUUUACUGAGAUUCGUUUGGGCAUUGGAAUCGGAAUCAUGUCGUUAUUGAUAAUAAUUGCGUUUUUAUUGAUUCGGUAUAAUGCACCGAAGAAACCCAGGAGUGCACCCAACAAGCCCUAGGGCUCUGGGAAAACGAAAUCUGACAUGUGCCACCUUAGCCACGUAUUCCAAUAUUUUUUAAGUAUCCAUGGGCGAAAUUUUUUUUUAGAAAAACCUAGAGCAUAUUGGGCGAUUCUAAAUAUGAUGUAGAAAAAAAUCAAUGGAAUUCCUGAUUUUUUUGCUCAAUUUUUCUUGAUGCAGAGAGAAGAAGAAUCGGGUGGAAAAAACUUGGAAAAUUCAUUUCGGAAAUUUUCUAUAAAAAAGUUAUAUGGAAAGACGAAAUUCCCCGAUAGAAUCGACCAAAAACUGAUAGAAAGUUGAACAGAAUUUCAGUAAAAAACCAAUAGAAUUUUCGAUUAAAUUCACUAGGUUUUUCUAUAAUUUUUUUUUCGUGCGUGUUUUAUUGAGAAUUAAUUAAGACGGGGAGUGGUGGAGAGUGAAUGACGGGUUGAGGACGAAUUGGUCGUUUAUCCCUCUACGAGUGCACUGGGGUUACUCGACACCCCAGCGCAUUUUCUAUUGUUUCUCAUUCCAAUAUAAAUGCGCAGCACGUUGUUUCAUUUCAUUGAAAACUCAAGAUUGGGUGAACAGUCUAAUUAUGGAACACUAAAGGCUCUUCGGAGGUUCAGUCAAUGGUUUGAAAAUGAACUAUUGUUUGAAAAAAUAUUGAAAAAGCAAUAUUACUACUGGGCGAUUCCAAACUCAGUAGGUUUAAAAAAAAAGAAGCACAUUAUGUAAUGAGAAAAAAUCGGGAAAAAUGAAAAAUUAUGUUCAAGACCAAAAGACCUUUUACGAAAGACUUUUCCCAAAUAUGGAACAUCGCUCGUCCAUUUACGGAACAUUAGAACUUUGUGAUAUUCCCCAAACUGGGAAAUAAACAAUGAAAUUUCUGGAGUUCUCUCCUGUUCUCCACCACUUCAACCAUCGAAUUUUCAAUAUUUCGUCUACCUCGUUGCGACUUUUUAAAAAAACCUCGUGAAAUGGGGAAAUAAGUAUAAUCCCACUCCGAAAAUUGUCAUCAGAUCUAUCAACAGAUGAAUGUUCUCCCAGCAAUGUGACUAUUUCCUCAUUUCAUCCAAAAAAUUAAUCAUUUUAGAAACUCGCAAGAUAGACGCGUCGUUCUAUUUAGAAAUAAUACUUAAAGUUUAUUCUAGUACCUAGAUGCUCUGUAGCGAGUCUAGACAGUAGACAAGUGCUCAAUAAACCUGCACUGCGUAAUUCCCUCCAA
Diachasma alloeum is the source of this 4033-nucleotide messenger RNA. RefSeq names its product ATP-binding cassette sub-family G member 5. Gene Ontology annotation, cellular component: plasma membrane. The coding region runs from base 370 to 2826 and encodes 818 amino acids. NCBI's taxonomy places the organism in Eukaryota, Metazoa, Arthropoda, Insecta, Hymenoptera, Braconidae. Gene Ontology annotation, molecular function: ATP binding; ABC-type transporter activity; ATP hydrolysis activity. The transcript is spliced from 5 exons. The record is from RefSeq and is a predicted model, not a curated record.